Messenger RNA from Brassica napus (rape), 926 nucleotides. RefSeq lists its product as uncharacterized. The transcript has a single exon. The record is from RefSeq and is a predicted model, not a curated record. The coding region runs from base 305 to 688 and encodes 127 amino acids. NCBI's taxonomy places the organism in Eukaryota, Viridiplantae, Streptophyta, Magnoliopsida, Brassicales, Brassicaceae.
GUGUUGAAACUACACCAAAAUAGUAUAGUUUUGACACUAAAAUAGUGUUAUGGGUUGUAGAUGCUCUUAAAAUGUCCUUUUUGCCGUCUUCCUCUUGUUCUCUUCCUGCUUUACUCAUGAUUCUCUUCCUUUCGGAAUUUCAUCCAAAUAUUCAACAACCCUAUAUUUUUAAUUAUAUUCUCAUGCAGAUUAAAUAAUAAGAAUAUAUCGCCCCUUUUCUUCCAUAUAUAACACAACAUACGUAACAUGACCCCAAACCCUAUAGCAACACACUCUUCACGACUCAUAUUAUGCCGUGUACGUCAUGAGUUCAGUAGCAAGAGACCGAAAGGAACAAAUGGUAAUCCAGUCUUCAAUCGUGUUGCUUCAAGAAAGAUUCAGACAACUUCAGAGAACGCGAGAGUUAAGAGCUGAGCGAGAGCUCCUUAACCCUAAAGCUAACCACCAAGACAACAAUAUCUUACAAUAUUACACCCAACCCGCGAGUUUUGAUUUCUUCCAGUUUCUACCUCUAAACUCUCAAACAUCCUCGUCACAGCAGCUCCUCUCCCUCUCCUUAUGCCCUAUCUCCACCUCUGAUUCCACUGAAAAGCCUAGCUUUUAUCAUCACUGGCCAAAUAAAGACGACAAGAAGAAGGUGGUUGGGACUGAUCGAUACGACGAUGUUGAUACGUCUCUGCGUCUCUAAGUUCAUAAAGUUUCUCCUCAAGUCUUUUUGCUUUUAAUUUAUACAAAUGUGUGUAUAACCUUUUCUGGUCGGUAUGCUCUUAUAAGGAGUCUUGUAGCUCUUAGCGAAAAAGGCGUCUUGUAGGUGGUAAUGAUAUGUAUGUUCAAAUGCAAUCAUAUAUAGUGUUACAUGUUUCAGAGCUAAUUCUUGUGAUAUAUAUCUUAUUACAACGAUAACGAUCUACGUACUCAUUAAGUUA